GACGUCAUAAGUGGGACUUUCCGCAUACGUCAUCGGCUGCUUCCGACUUCUUAGCUAACCUGGCUGUGGUGUUCUUUAUAUCAGACGUUAUAAACCUCGCUCUACCGCCCCGUGUUGCUUACUAAAGAGGCCAUGAAGAUACCAAAGGGUCCUAACAUCGCCGGCGGCUUGGAAUAUUGAGACCUGCUCGGCCGAGGCGACGCUAACACCGAGAGACGCUAAUGUCAACAACGCGGCCCCUUCUCGGUAUGAAGCGAGUCACCGAGCUCGCGUGCGUGGAGCAGCCGAACAACAGGCUCCCCUCGUCGGCCGCGAGGCAGCAACAAGACACGCAGACCGUCGAUGAGUUUACCGUCCUGGAGAAUAAAGAAGACGAGCUGAAAUUCGCCCGGCCUCGAGUGGAGCGUGUUUUCAAAGUGACGUUCACUAUUAUCGGGCUGUUGGACCACACGGGACAAGCACACGGCAGCACAGCUGCGCGCCAGAUAUGGCUACAGCUCCGAGGAAAUCCUGACGACGUUUCCAAAGCAAAGGAGUAUGUCCGGGGACUUUGUGACCCCGAACUGAAGAAAGACGAGCGGUACCCAGUGGACAUGCACUGUAUCUUUGCUGGAGCCCGGGGCCUCUUCCUAGACAGACUUGUACGGGACACCAGCGCUGAGGUUUUGGUUCCUGAGCCGGGGCGCCUGCGGUUGUUGGGCCGCGCUGAGCCCGUCGUCAUGGCGCAGAGCCGAGUUCAGCAAUUUGUUGCACUUUUCCAGGAGAAACGAAGUUUACUCAGUGACCGAGAGCAAGCGGUGAAACGAGCAUUCAAGUCCUUUGUGGAGGAAAGGGAUGAUAAAUACACCAUGGAGCUUCUUCUGCUGCCCAGUGCCCUGAAAGAAGAGCUACUGGGAUUGGCUCACAGUCCGACCAGCACAAGUACACCCUCUCUGGCUCAGCUCAACCAGAACCUGCAUCCUUGCGUUGUGGAGAUCGACCAAGACCGUUCACAGAGUAGCACCCCUGUGACGGAGCUGUCCAUUCGCAUCCUAGACACCAGCUUUGAGGACAGAGGGACAAAGGCUUUUGGGGAGGGUGCCGGAAAAGCGGCAUCGGCAACAACAACAGCAGCAGGAGGAGGCAUCGGUUUGGGUCCUGAGCUAGUCCUCCUGAAUGGCAGCAGGCCCUCACACAAGCGCCGCUUUUCUGAAAGCGAACCUCGGGACACAAAGAGACAGUACUCUCUGGAGCGCAGGGACGAGUCCCCAGAGAGGUCAAGGGACAGGGAGCGACACAGGGACAGAGAUGGCCACGCCGGCAGCUGCCGAUCCAAAACCCCGUCUGCUUCAUCGACGUUGUAUUCCUCUUCUUCAGCUAAAGCAAACACAGUUGCUGGCCCCAUCAUACUGGAGCCCAGUGAGGCUAUCACGGACGACAAUGAGGUGGUCAGCCCGGAAACCAACCUGCGCUGCUUAGUCAAUUUCUUCAGAACCAUGGGUUACCAGCAGGACGUCGUGGAGCGAGUCAUCAAGGAGACGGGACAGACGGAAGACACCUUCCUCAUACUAGAGAAAAUUGUCGCAGAAACAAAGAAUUGCGAGGGAGGAAUAAAAAGAGGAACAAAAGACAGUAAAGCGAACAAUGUGCACUCCUCAGACCUUCCAUCGGCUUCCUCCACGCUAUCCUCUCGCUCUGUCGAGAAGGAACGGGAGCCAGGGAGGUCCAAAGAGAACAUUAAGCCGAACCAGUAUGGAGCAAGAAGCAAUGGCCUGGGCCACCGGAGGCAGUGCAGUGGAAGUGAGACCAGCACCCAACAGGCCAUCACCAUCAAAAGGAGCUCCAGUGCCCAAGGAGGAGCCGGGAACUAUGAGGUCAUAACCAUUGAUGAUGAUGAGGACGUCCCGAUCAUCAAUGUCAAAACGGCGGAUGCUCGGACAUCCAAGGUGACAGUGGCACACGCUGACACCCAGACCGGAUCCAGAACAGACUACUUGGCACGGGGAGGGGGCAGCAUUUCCCAGAGGGAUCACGUGUCAAGAAGCGGGACUCGGACUUUGGGCGGAUCAAUGAAAGUUGAGAGUGUGACAGCCCUGCGCAGCGCCCCCCAGUGGCUGACAGCCAGCACCACGUCUGUGUCGUCCACUCCAAAUGCGGCUCUAACGACAAGCCGGCCUUCGCCCUAUCAGACCAUCGGCCACGUGGGCUUCCAUGGCAGUGCGGCCAGGAACCCUCCCGCAACCAAUCCCCAGGCCCCCCCGGUGACCGGCUUGGCUCGUUUCCACCAGUCAUUAACAACGCCGUACACUCUAAAGCUCCCCAACGAACCAGGACGGCCGGAGCUGCGCCACAUCAUCAUAGAUGGCAGCAAUGUGGCGAUGGCUCACGGCCUGCAUCGGUUCUUCUCCUGUCGAGGAAUAGCCCUUGCAGUGGAGACAUUUUGGAGGCGGGGCCACAGGGAGAUCACUGUAUUUGUUCCUCAGUGGCGCCAGAAGAGAGACCCGUUGACGACGGAACAACAUUUUUUAAAUCAGCUAGAAGACCUGCGGUUGCUCUCCUUCACCCCCUCCAGAGAGGUGUGUGGCCAAAGGAUAGCGUCACACGAUGACAGAUUCCUGCUUCAUUUAGCGGAAAAAACGGAGGGCAUCAUCGUAACCAACGACAAUCUGAGAGACUUUGUCAACUCUUCUGAGACCUGGCGCAAGAUCAUUCUGGAGAGGUUACUUCAGUUCACGUUUGUGGAGGACCACUUCAUGAUCCCUGAUGAUCCUUUGGGCAGAAACGGACCUCAUCUGGACCUCUUCCUUCGUAGAAACAGACAACUUCCCUUCGCCCCUCCCCCACUGAGACCGCCAGACCUGCGUCCGUCCUCGCAGCAGCAGCAGCCGCUGUACGUGCAGGCCCUGCACUCCGCCCCGUGGACCCCCGCAGCGGCUCCCCAGCCGCCGCCUUCCCUGAUGCCCCAGCCCGCCGUGCAGUGGCCCCACCCGGGCCGCCGUACCGCGUCCCCCUCCCCCUCGCCACCCCCCCAGCGUUCGCCGGGGGAGACGUCGGCGCUGCGGAGGCAGCUGUGUGACAUCUUCCCCGACCAGAAGCAGCAAAUUGACCGCAUCCUCAGCGAGAACCCGUACAUGAGGGACUUGAACGCCCUGUCGGGGCUGCUGCUGGGAUGAUGUACCCACCGGGGACCCUCCAGUUCCACCCCGUAAUCACCCCCAUAAUGUUGCAGGUUAUUGGGAAAAGCGUCUCACUUGUUGCACACAAGAAGCUAAGUUGGAUGCACAUUUCAACCUGCUUGAGGAGUUUUUCGUUUUUUAAACACACACACCACAGACCAAAAAGGACCUUAUCCUUAUCAACCCGAUGCUUGCCUCGCUCACAGUGCAACCAAAACUAACAUUCAAGGAAAGGCAGCACACUCGCUGUGCAGGUAUGGGAAAAGAACACCAUUUCAUAUUUGUUUAGAACCAUGCUGGGAAGCUCACACUUACCCAGCAUGCUUUGCGGGUUCUAAACAACUAUCAAAAUAUAAAACAAAGUAUUGUUUUACAUGUGUGAGCUUUCAAUGCCUGCGUGUGUUAGUCGGGGUCGCAUCAGGGAGGUGUUCUGGCUGCGUUUUGUUUUUUGCCACUGCCAGUAGCGGGCAUCUCCGGUGUUGUCAUAACGCAUCUGUACUACUACCUACUACCUAAUACAUGUCCAACAGACCUUUGGAAAUGCUUAAAGUACCAUUUUUACAUGGAUGAAGUAACAAUCCAAAAAGCCACUGGUGCAACGUUUGUAAAUACAUCCAUGACACAUAAUCAUCCUGUUGCUGAAUUGAAGGCAACAUUGCACAUUUUCUAUCUCUUCAAAAUGUAUAUUUGGACUUUGAUGUCAUGUUCAUACACUACGAGGACAAUAUACUACUAACCUUUUACUUUGGAUUAGUGCUAUCAGUGCAUCGCCUUUGGUUUGUCACGUCGGCAUUGGCCACUCCAGCAGCAUCCUCAUCACGUGGUCAUGGUCACAUGGUUCUCUGUGUUCUCUCUGUUCUCUGGAUUUAUUUGUGUUGUUCCGUGGGUUGCCGUCGCAAGCCAUCUUUCCACCGUGCGGUCGUGGCGAGGACGUAUGUACACUUAAGUUGAUAUUUGGCAUUCACGAGGGAGCGACAGGAAGUUCCCCUGCAUGCCUGGUGUGAUGUGCAUCCUUUUGUUACACGCUAGCACUUCCUUGUAAGACACAAAUCCCCAACCAAAUACACCAGUGGGGAAAAGUGGUUAACCCCCCCCCCCUCUGUCCUGAUUUUUGCACGUUUGCCACCCUGAGAUGUUUCAGAUCAACAAAUAUUAGUCAUUUUUUUUAAUGAAAGGCAUCAUGGGAGAAAAGAUCUAAUGAUACAUGAAAAGUCAUUGGAGGCUUUUCCAGCACAAAGGUCAUGCCAGCAUCAGUAGGAUUCAGCUCAGGACUUUGACUAGGUCACAACAAAGUCUUCAUUUGGUUUUUCUUCAGCCAUUCGCAGCUUGACUUGCUGGCGUUUUGGAUCAUUGUCAUUCCUGAAUCGUUCCUGAAUCUGAAAAAACGGCCCCAGACCAUCACACGACUUACUGUUGCUGUGAUGUCCUUGUUUUAUCUGAAACAUGGCAAAGGGAUCAGGAAGGGGGGGGGCACUCCACUCUGGUGGUGUUUACUAUGCUGAAGGAUUUUUUUGUUGUAUUAUACAUUUUUUGUGUAUACUGACUUCUGUUUGUACAUAGCUUUUUUUGGACGUGCUUUCAUGUAAGUGAGGGAUAAAAAUAGCACAGUCUGCUUGCUGGUGAGAUACCCUUCACCUUUUUUGUUCAGUGUGCUAUGAUGGCCAAAGUAUACAUAAAAGGAGUUUCCUGACAGUUCUUUAUGUAUAUAAAAUAUCAAAGAGGAAUGUAAAUAAUGGUUUCCUUUUCAGGAUGAAUAAAUACAUAUCAAUUACCA
Molecule: messenger RNA, 4929 nt
Organism: Doryrhamphus excisus (bluestripe pipefish)
Lineage: Eukaryota; Metazoa; Chordata; Actinopteri; Syngnathiformes; Syngnathidae
Gene: n4bp1
Product: nedd4 binding protein 1
Biological process (GO): negative regulation of protein ubiquitination; negative regulation of proteasomal ubiquitin-dependent protein catabolic process
Cellular component (GO): PML body; nucleus
Molecular function (GO): RNA binding
Source: RefSeq, a predicted model, not a curated record